Molecule: messenger RNA, 9982 nt
Organism: Spodoptera frugiperda (fall armyworm)
Lineage: Eukaryota; Metazoa; Arthropoda; Insecta; Lepidoptera; Noctuidae
Product: titin-like
Exons: 6
Coding region: 34-9717 (3227 amino acids)
Source: RefSeq, a predicted model, not a curated record
GAUUGCUCGCGAUUUUGGGCAAAUCAUUCCAAAAUGUUGCGUGGAGUGGUAAUCAUCUGUUUAGUGGCUUUCGUGGCCAUCGAUGGUUUGCCAAACCAUGAAAGCGACAACGCUCGCUACGAUAGCUCGUUCCAAGCGAACGGGCGGCGGCAUCAGCAGUCUAGAGCUUAUGAUGAGGAGCAUACGAGCAGCCUGGAUGUAGACGAUGGAAGGAUGGUGCAAACCCAGGCUGGGUCCCAAUGGGCGCGGAACAGCGAGGCUGAGAGUGCUUUUGAUGUUAACCAGAGUGUUAAAGAAGAAUUUUCCAACGACGGUGGAGUGCUAAGGCAUAGCAAGUCUAUCUCGGAGUCCCAUGAUGAGAGCCAGAGCUCUCAGGAUUCCAGCAGACAGACCAGUUACUACGCAGCUACCAGCAACGUAGGGGAUGGGCAUCAAGGUCCCAUAAACCAUGGAUACAGGCCCUAUAGUCCAAGCAUUCCUCAACCAGUACCCCCAAUAGUCCGACCACUACCUAUCAGACAACCCAGUCUGACCCAUUUACCCAACCACGUCCAUCACGACACUAACCUACGAAACGCGAACGAAUAUUACCAGGACAACCAUGGCCACGGCCAUUACGGGCAUCCCAGUGAUAGGAAUGGAAACUACGGCCAUAAUGGGUGGUACGUCACUCCAAAUGGGUGGUUCAGACGGUUUAUACCACAAUCUGGAAUCCAUCCUCAUCGUCACUUUGGAUACCAGCCUGGGUAUCAAGGUAUACCCAAUGACCAUUAUAACAAAUUCCAUAAAAUUGGAAACCCUGCUUUAGAUGCUAGAAAUCAUGACAAGACUAAAGUCAAAUAUGUGCCUAACGGACAUCAUGGAAGCCCUGGUCAUACAAAACCAAGUCUUGAUGAAGUGCUAAACGCUUUAGGUUAUAAUCCUAAUAAGGAUAAACAUGAUGCACCUAACAAAAUAAAUCAUGGCAUGGCACCUGAUAUCAAUAAUAAAGAAAACGAUGGAACCAAAGUAAACUUUGUAAACGGCAGCGAUGAAACCAAUACUGCCAAAGACGUACCCGUUGAUAAUCAAGGAAAUAUCCCCGAAAUUAAAACUCCAGAGCAUCCUACAGGUGGUUUAGAUCAUGUUCUUAGUGCUAUAGAUUACGCGCGAGCUCCCAAAAAGCCUAGCAACUAUGAAGCUGAAACUAUACAAUAUGUACCAGCUAUAGUUCCAACUGAAUAUUUGAAUAGACCAGUAAACUACGACGCUAUUGGAAUAGAAGUACCAGAGUCUGGGAUUUUGAUACCAGAGGAAUCUGAGGAGUAUGUCCCAACGUAUCCUGUACGUUACAUCCCAGUCGCUGAAAACAUACCAGAAUACGUGAUUCCUAAUCAAAGAGUAAGAUAUUACGAGAAUCCUGUCCCUUACGUUGGUUCUCCAGUAGUCUUACCUGAAGAAACAGGUUAUACAAAUGAAAGAUUCGCACCAGAUAAUGGCUUUGUUAAACCUUAUACUGGGCAAUUCCAUCCAGAACCGACUUUUGUACCUGAAGUUUCUUAUAGCCCAAUAGACGAUGAUAGUUCUAAAAUAAAGAACCCUGACGUUAAUGAAGAUGGAAAACCUGUUAAUGGUGAUGACAUUAUCAUUGAUAGAAGAUAUAUUACAAAGGAAAGUACUGAAACUUCGCAAGAAACUAACAGAAGAUCUAAACAAAGUUCCACUACCAUCAUAAGGAAGAAUGUUGGUGUCAGACCUUUGGAAGAUGAUGAUAAUGAUGAUUCUGAUGAUGUUAUUGUUAAGACACCUGUUCCUGUCACUAAACCUAGUGAAGGAACCAAUAACAACGACAAGGAACCAAUAACUCCUACACCAAACGAUAAAAUCAAGAAACCAAAAGUACCAAGAAAGAUACCAAUUCAUAAAAACAUCUAUCCACCAAGAAAUGUAAUUCACAAGAAAACUGACACAGUACCAUUCGUGAUUGGUAAAAUUACAGAUGAACCUGACCAACCUGGUGGCGACAAAACUGUUGUGAGAUCAGAACAUGAUGUCAUAAACCAAAAUAGCGACGUACCUUACGUGGUUGAAAGGAAACCAGUAAAUGAUGGGGCAAAACCAAUUCAUAUAGAACCGACCUAUGUCCCAGAAGUUCCUUAUAGUCCAACAGAGGAUAAUAGCCCUGAAAAGAAGAGCCCUACUGUCAUAAACAAGACAUUAAAGAAGAACGCUGAUGUCACACCUUUAGAAGAAGAAAAUGAUGAUGAUAUUCCUGUUAAGAAACCUGUUCCUGUCAGGAAACCUAGUGAAGGACAAAAUAACAAUGAUAAAGAACCAAAAACUCCUACACCAAACGAUAAAAUCAAGAAACCACCAGUAGCAAGAAAGAUACCUAUAUAUCCACCAAGAGACGUAAUUCACAAGAAUACUGAUACAGUACCAUUUGUAAUUGGUAAAAUUACAGAUGAACCUGACCAACCGGGUGCCGACAAAACUGUUGUGAGAUCAGAACAUGACGUUAUAAACCAAAAUAGUGACGUACCUUACGUGGUUGAAAGGAAACCAGGUCAUAAUGAUGCAAAACCUAACACUGCUGAUGGUACGAAUAAACCAAUUCAUAUAGAACCGACGUAUGUCCCAGAAGUUUCUUAUAAUCCAACAGAGGAUAAUAGCCCUGAAAAGAAGAGGCCUACUAUGGUAAAGAAGAUAGGAAAGAAGAACGUUGACGUCACACCUCUAGAUGAUGAUGAUAAUGAUGAUGAUAUUCCUGUUAAGAAACCUGUUCCUGUCAGGAAACCUAGUGAAGGACAAAAUAACAAUGAUAAAGAACCAAAAACUCCUACACCAAACGAUAAAAUUAAGAAACCACCAGUAGCAAGAAAGAUACCAAUUCAAAAACAUAUCUAUCCACCAAGAGACGUAAUUCACAAGAAAGUUGAUGCAACACCAUUUGUUAUUGGUAAAAUUACAGAUGAACCUGACCAACCUGGUGGCGACAAAACUGUUGUGAGAUCAGAACAUGAUGUUAUAAACCAAAAUAGUGACGUACCUUACGUGGUUGAAAGGAAACCAGUAAAUAAUGAUGCUAAACCUAAAACUACUGAUGGUACGAAUAAACCAACUCAUAUAGAACCGACUUAUGUCCCAGAAGUUCCUUACAGUCCAACAGAGGAUAAGAGCCCUGAAAAAAAGAGCGCAAAUAAUGAUGCAAAACCUAAAACUACUGAUGAUACUAAUAAACCAACUGAUACUGAGAAACCUACACCAGUAAAGAAUGCAAAUGUUGAUGAUAAAGGAACUCCUGAAAAUAAGGAAACUUAUACAGUAAGGACACCUUCAGGAGUAAUUCUUCAUGUUCAUGAAAUACCUGUAGAUGAAGAUGCAGCUCCAAAACCUAAACAUAUAAUAGAUGGAAAUAAAGACAACAUAGUAAAAAAGAAACCAUUACCAACAAAGCCAAACAUCUAUCCACCCAAAAAUGAUAAAAUUGUUGACCAAAAUGUUCAUGGAUACAAACCCGACCACGAAAUAAAAGACGCAACAACAGCUAAAGAUGAGAAAGCAAACCCUACUACUGCAAAACCUAUACCACAAAUUGGCAAACCUAUACCAAGAAUGCCUAAAGGACCUGAUGGAUACAUUGUCAAGACCAGACAACCGAAGAAACUUGUUGAUGAUGCGACACCUAUAGAAGAUAUCAACCAAAGACCGAAACCUAAAGAACCCGUCACUCCUACUGCUCCUAUUAAAAAAGAAAAUAACACGCCUAAUACUGCUCCUAAGAAAACCAUUAAAGAAGAUGAAACACCUGACAAAACAGUAAAAAAACCAACACCUAACAACGAUUCUGAUUCUCACAGUCAAGAUAGUAAUGAGGAUGAUGAUUAUUAUAAAAUAAUAAAAUCAUUUAGAACUAUCAAUACUGAGGAAGAAGAAAGCAGCAGUAGUCAUAAUAGCAGAACAGAAACUAGAGUUCAAAGGAUUUUGAGACAUAAGAGUCAUAAACCUGGUGAUAAAGAUGAUUUGAAUGAUGAUGAUGAUACAGUUGAAGGUAGACCAGUCAACCAUGAACAAACUACAAAGAAACCACGCAAGAAAUUCCCUUUCAAAGUUGUUGGAGAAAGCAAUGAUGAUUCUGAGGAUAGCAACAGUGAAGAAGAUUAUUUAGACAAUGAUAAAAAAUCUCCAGCAACAGAGAAACCAGACAAAAAACAACCCAUUAAGCCUGUUACUGAGAACAAUAAAAAUAAUCCAAAGCCAAACGAUAAGAUCACUGAUAAGAAUGCUAUCACAACUGAAAAGAGCGUUGCAUCAACAACCACAAAGAAACCAGAUGUUACAAAAGAACCAUCUGUUAAAAAUAUUGAUAAAAAGCCUAUCAAAGGUAUAAAUACUCCUAAUGAAGAGAAAACUAAAGACACAACUCCUAAACCUGACACUAAAGAAAUAACAGAUGAUAAGAAACCUAAUAUUAUUAGAAGGAAACCGACAGACAAAGAUGUAAAUAAUGAUGAAGAAUUUGUAUCUAGAACUACAGUGACAGAAGAAUCCGAAGAUUCAGUGCUUAACAACAAAAAACACAAUUCUAUAACUGAAACUGAAGAAAUUAUAAAGAGAGGCCAGAAAAAGCCAGUCAAUAAACCAAACAAAGCUAAACCAGACUCUACCAAUAAUAACGAUGAAGGAACACCAGAUACCACAACUGAUAAGGCGCCAAAUGCUAAAAAGACUGAUGGUAAUAACAAGCCCGUUACUAAAAAACCCGCUAAUGAAAAGAAGCCAGACCAAGGAAACAAUGACAUAGACAAGAAACCUAAAAACAAAACCCCUACGGGUGACAAAAAGCCUGAUACUAAAAAACCACAGGAUGAAAAACAAUUAAAUAAACCCGAUGAGAGUAAAACUGAGAAACCAAUCACUACAACUGACGACAAAGCACCUCGAAAUGAACCAACCAAGGAAAACAAACCUGACAAAUCGGGUACAACAGCAAAACCAACUACUAAAGAUAAUAAUACCGAUAAAAAACCAAACGCUACCCCUGACACUGACAAGACAUCAACCACUGGAAAGGACAACAAACCUGAGUCACCAAAGAAAAAGCCAGAAACAGUUGAUACUAAAAACAAAUCGCCAGACACAACUAAACCGAAGGAGAAAGGAGGAAAGACGCCCAUACCAAUCAUAAAAGGAGAUAUGCCAAUUAAAAAAAUGCCUGUCAGACCAGACAUAAUCAGACCACCAGUAACUCCAAUAGAUGAUGAUGAAUCAAGUUCAGUAGAAUGUGAAAGCUGGGAAGAUUGGGAAGACGAGGAUAUCAACAUGGAGAAUGAAAAAGAAACUGUUGAUAAAACGAAGGAACCAGUUACUAAAAAGAAUAGGGAAGAGAAUGCACCAGAUUCCAAAAACGCUAGUCCAAAACCAACAACUGAAAAGAGCGUAGGCAACAAUGAUGGCCCAGAUACUAAAAAUAAUGAGAAAGAAAAUGCCGCACCAGAUUCCAAAAACGCUAGUCCAAAACCAAACAGUAGUACAAUGACUGAAAAGAGCGUAGAAAAGGAUGAUGACUUAAAUAAAAAUAAGAAAACGCCUACAACAGAAUCUAACAAAAUACCAGACACUACAGAAACACCUAAAGAUAAACAACCAGACAAACCUAACAAUGAAAAGCCAGAUACCGGUAAAUCUGAUAAAGACAAGAAACCAAGUACUGCUGAUAGUAAAAAUCCUGAAGUAGGUAAUGAUGAUGCAAGCAAUAAACCAAAGACUGCAACAAAAGCAAACAUUCCAACGGCAACAGCAACUACACCAGCAACAGUAACUACAGAAAAAACAAUAAAUACUGAAAAGCCCAAAACUGGUACAGACUGUGAUUAUUUCGGCAAUGUUGAUUGUGAAGACUAUGAUGACGAUGAGGACAGUAAAACCAAAGUAAAUGCUACUGAAAGUCCUGAAUAUGAUGCUGAUGAUGAAAUUAUUGAAGAUGAUGAUGAUGAUGUAGAUUCAAAUGAAAAUGAUGAUGUUACUGAGGAUUCAGAAGAAACUAUCAGUGAUGAAGAUGUCAGUACUGAAGACGCAGAUCAAGGUGAUGGCAAAAAGCCAAAUGUAGAAGAAAAACCUAAUAGUGAAAAUAAGCCUGAUGAUAAAUCUAGCACUACAACGAUUAAACCAGAUGCUGUAACUACUGAAAAGAAUAAAAAGCCUAGUGAAAGUAGUGAAAAUAAGGAUAAACCAGCUGAAAGCAAGAAACCGGUAGAUGAUAAAAAGACACCAAGUAAUAAUAAUGGUAAACCAACAGCCAGUACUGAGAAACCUACUGGUAAUAAUAAAAUAACUGAAGAUAAAACCAAACCAUCAGAGAAUAACGAAAAACCAAAAAAUAAUGACGAUACACCAGCUGACAAUGGCAAGAAACCGACUAAAGAUAACGAAAAACCUAGUAAAAAUGAUAAAAACCCAUCUGAUAAGAACACCAAACCAGCUGAUAGUACUGAGAAACCAACUGGAGACAAGAAACCUGCAGAAGAUAAGAAGAACCCAUCUGAAAAUGACGACAAACCGAGCGACAGUGAUCAAAAGCCAACUGACAGUACAGAGAAGUCUAAUGGAAAUAAGAAGCCAACUGAAGAUGACAACAAACCUAAUGAAAACACUAAAAAACCAAAUGAGAAUAAUGACAAACCAGCUGAUAGUACCGAGAAACCUGGAAACCAAAAACCUGUUGAUAAUAGCAAAAAACCUUCUGAAGAUAAUCAGAAACCUAAUGAAAACAUUAAAAAACCAAAUGAGAAUAGUGACAAACCAGCUGAUAGUACCGAGAAACCUGGUAACCAAAAACCUGUUGAUAACAGCAAAAAACCUUCUGAAGACAAUGAGAAACCAAACGAAAAUACUAAAAAACCAAAUGAGAAUAGUGACAAACCAGCUGAUAGUACCGAGAAACCUACUGGAAACCAAAAACCUGUUGAUAAUAGCAAAAAGCCAUUAGAAGAUAAUCGAAAUAAAAACAAACCAACGGACAGUACUGAUAAGCAAAAGCCAUUAGAAGAUAAUAAAAAACCAAAUCAAAAUACUGACAAAACUGAAAAACCUAAAAUUGAUAACACUAAAGAACCAUCUACAGAAGUACCUGAUGAUGGAAGUAAAGAGGACAAAGCUUCACCAGAAGACAUAGAUUCUGAUGAAAUUGAUGAAGAAUCUUCAGAAGAAGAUGCUAUUGAGACGGACUCUGAAAAUGUGGAAACGACCACUGAAAAGAAACCAGAUAAUGGUCAGAAAACAGACAAACCAAAACCAGAAUCUAAAACCAAUGAUUGUGAUUACUUCGGUGAUGUAGACUGUGAAGAUUAUAAUGACGAUGACAUUGAUAAUGUCACUGACAAACAAGAUGAUACGACAAAACCAAACGAAACUAAGAAAAAACCAGAACCUAACAACACUGACAAUGAUGCCAAUAAACCAACGAUAAAACCAAAUGAACCAGAACCUAACAACAAUGACAAAGAUGCCAACAAACCUGUCAAUCAGCAACCCGGUUCAAAAAAACCUAGUGGAAAUCAAAACCCAGACACUAGUAAUGAAGGCAAAGAUAGAACUGACAUUAAUGAGAAACCAAACACAACCCCUGACAAUAAACCAACCACUCAAAAACCAAAAUCCAUAUUCGUUAACUGUCAACACUUUGGUUCUGUAGAUUGUGAGGACAAUACGGAUGAUGAUCAGCAUAACCCUGAUAAUGCUGAAGACAAAAAGCCAGAUAACAAUACAGGUACUGAAAAACCGAAGUCAGACAAGAAACCGGACACAGAAGUUGAUAAGAAAAAGCCGGAAAGUGAAAAACCAGGUAUCUUUAACCCUGGAUUCUACACUAAAGAUAAUGUUGGCACAAACAAAGACAUUGAUGAUAAAACCAAAAGUGUUAAAAAACCAGAUGAAAACAAAGAACCAGACACUAAAAAGCCAAAAGCAGAUACUGGUAAAAGCAACGAUAAAAAACCUGAAGCUCUUGAUAAAGAUGCUAAAGGUACAGACAAACCAGAUGCAAAACCAAAUACUGAAACCGAGAAAAGUCCAAAACCUAAAAGUAACGACGACAAUAAAAAGGGUAGCACUGAAAAACCAGACAAGGGUACUGAGAAGAAACCAGUUAAUGAAAAUCCUGACCAGAAACCAGAUACAAAAACUCCUGAAAAAGAUGGAAAUAAAGAUAAUAAACCAAACACGGAAGAUGGUGGUAAGGACAAACCAGAGAAUAAAGAAAAGAAACCAGUGGAACAAAAUCCCAAUGGAGAUGAGACUACUGAUGAAAACAAACCCAAACCUAAAGAAAAUGAUAAAAAACCAAUCAAUCAAAACACUGGCAAAAUACCAGACACCCAGCCCAAAAACGAUGAUAAGAAGCCGGUUCCUAAUACUACACCAAUUGAUGAGAAACCUACCGACACAAACACUGACAAGAAACCUGAAUCUGAAAAUACUGACAAGAAACCUGACACUGAAAAUACUGACAAGAAACCUGACACUGAAAAUACUGACAAAAAACCUAAAGAAAAUAAAACUGACAACACCAAACCUACUCCUAAGGACAAAACGCCAGACUCCAAAACCACUGGCAAUGACAAGAAACCAGACAAUGAAAAUCCUAAGAAAGAUAAUGGCGACACUAACAAAAAGCCAACUGAAACACCUAAAAACAGUAAUGAAACACCAGAUACUGGUAAACCAGACAGCAAACCUACUAAAACUGAUAAAACCCCAGUGACUAAGAAGCCAGACUCUAAAACCACUGACAAAGAUGCUAACAAUAAACCUACUACUAACAAUGACAAACCAGUCACCAAAACUACAACCCCAGACCAACCCAAAGACGCAAAAACCCCUGACAAUGACAAGAAUAAAAAACCAAAAGACAUUAAAACUAAAGACAAUGAAAAACCAUCUACUGAUGGUAAAAAACCUAUAGUAGAUAACAAAGAUGAUACCGACACAACUGAAGCAGGAAAAGACAAAGUUUUAGAUACAAAUAACAAAUCUCAAGAGAAAGAAGUAACAAUCAAACGCAAAGUAGUCAACAGCAUGGAUGAAGUCUUAAAAUAUAAAGACCGUGAAGGCUUCACAUUUAAAGCUUGCGAUGAAACUGAGACCAGCGAAGAAUCUUCAUCAACCAAACAGAACAAACAAGUCAAACUAACUAAAUUCAUUAGAACCAAAAAGCAUUUGCACAAAAGACCAAAAACAGAAGACGAAAGACCAGUAAAAGACAAAAGACCGACAAAAAUACCUAUAUAUAGACGAAACAACGGAAAUAGUGACAAAAUUCAGCAAAUAUGGUUGACAGAAGGUGACAGGAUUAUAUUGAGAAGAAGCGUCGAAGAUAUACAAGAGAAGGAACUAGGAUGUCUCGAAAAACUCUUUGAAUCUGAUGGCACUGUACCUUUGGAUGAUGAAAUAGUAUCUGAUGCUGAUGAUGAUGAUGAUGGUAAGGAAGUAAGUGUGGAUAGAGAGGAUACAGUAGACAGAGCUCCUUUAGAAGAUAUACCUGAUGAUGACGAUUCAGAUGGAAUCGUGCCUUUGGAAGAAGAUCUGUCUUCUAAUGACGAUGAAGAAGGUGAUGGUUCUAAGUCUAAUUCAGAAGGUAAAGAGGAAAAGUCUUCUGAUUCUGGAUCAAGAAAAGCUUCUCGUACGACUCCUGUAAAACAGAGUAUUGCGCAAAGAAAAUUAAUGGUUUCUAGGCAGUAAUAGAAUAUAAGAUAUAAGGUGUUCUAAAAGUAUCUGCCACGGCUUUAAUGGGAGGUAGUGUUGUGUUUGAAGAUUACAAUACCUGCCGUUAAAGCCGUGGCAGAUACGUUUAGAACUAUUUGAAGAGAACUUACUCACGUAGCUUUUUGAAGAGGUAACUCGACUAAUUUGUCUCGCUCAGUGGUUGUCGUGAAUGUUAUUUACGAACAUGGGCCCUAGCAUGGUUUGAAACUAGACGAGAUGCCUCGUUGAGCACUCGCGUGAG